CAGGGACAUCCAAUCCACACCGUUGGUUUUGUUGACAUCAAGAUCACUGACAGCAGGCUAAAGAGCAUUUACUGCCAAUUAGCUUUAUAGGUUAUCACACUGUAUCAAGAUUCUGGUUACCAUUUCCUGUCUGGAGAAACCCUAGCAGUGCUGGUUUUGGCAUUCCAUUCUCUCCCACUGUAUCAAAAAAUUCGGUCAAUGUAGAUAACGUCUCAAAACCCUAUCUCAGUAUCGAAAUUGAUUGCAGGAGAAGGCCAUUUCCAUGGAAACUGGAGGAGGUAGCAGUGAAAGCCCCGUGGAACCAAAGAAAGGCAAAUCCAAGAUUCCCAGAAAGGCCAAAGAAAGCCUUCUGAAGCAGAAAUCUCCAGCCGAGUUCUUCGCCGAGAACAAGAAUAUUGCGGGAUUUGACAACCCAGGGAAAUGCCUAUACACUACAGUGAGAGAACUUGUUGAAAAUUCGCUUGAUUCAGCGGAGUCCAUUUCUGAGCUUCCCUUUGUAGAAAUUACAAUGCAUCACUAGUCUUAACUUCAAUUGAUUGCUGCAGUGAAGAAAUAGGGAAAAGCAAGUUCAAUUCAAUGAUUGGUCUUGUUGAUCGGGAGCGAGUUGAUGAGGAACUUUAUGAUGAUUAUGAGACAGCUAAGGCUCGUGAGAAAAGAUUAGCUAAGGAAGCUCGUGCUCAGGAAAUGCAAGCAAAGAAUGCUGCGCUUGGGAAGAAAGUCAAAGAACAACCAUCUGCAAAGGGCAUGAAGGGUCGAGGUGAGGCUUCAUUUUACAGAGUCACAUGCAAGGAUAAUGGAAAAGGAAUGCCACAUGAUGACAUCCCAAAUAUGUUUGGACGGGUCCUGUCUGGGACAAAAUAUGGGCUCAAGCAGACACGUGGAAAGUUUGGUCUCGGUGCAAAAAUGGCAUUGAUAUGGUCCAAAAUGAGUACUGGACUUCCUAUUGAGAUCUCGUCGUCAAUGAAGAACCAAAACUAUAUUUCAUUCUGCAGGCUGGAUAUAGAUAUUCAUCGGAACGUUCCUCAUAUUCAUUUUCACGAAAAAAGGAAAAAUGAUGAUAGGUGGCAUGGAGCUGAAAUUCAAGUGGUGAUUGAGGGGAACUGGACAACUUACCGUUCCAAAAUGUUGCACUACAUGCGCCAAAUGGCUGUUAUCACUCCUUAUGCCCAAUUUCUUUUCAAAUUUAUAUCAGAUACAUCUGACAAAAAUGUAACUAUAAACUUUGCACGGAGAACAGAUGUAAUGCCCCCUGUUCCCCUGGAGACAAAGCAUCAUCCAUCAUCUGUUGAUUUGUUGUUGAUCAAACGCCUAAUUGCAGAAACUUCAAAACAGAACCUUUUGCAGUUUCUUCAGCAUGAAUUUGUAAACAUAGGAAAGGCACAUGCUGAACGAUUAAUUGGGGAAAUGGGUCCAGAAUUUAGCCCAAAAAUGCCCAUUAAGUCUCUGACUGAUCAACAGAUAGUUCGGAUCCAUCAGUUGUUUCGUCAAGCCAAGUUUGAUGACCCCACUGGUGAUUGUCUUAGUCCUGCAGGGGAAUACAAUCUUCGUCUUGGAAUUAUAAAGGAGCUGCAUCCAGACAUGGUUGCCACUUAUUCAAGCAGUGCUCAAGUUUUUGAGGGACACCCAUUUCUUGUGGAGGCUGGCGUUAGCGUGGGUGGAAAGGAUGUUAAGCAGGGAUUGAAUAUUUUUCGGUUUGCAAACCGCAUACCACUCCUUUUCGAGCAGGGCGCUGAUGUUGUCACCAGGACUGCCCUUAAGAGAAUCAAUUGGGCUAGUUACAAGAUUAACCAGAUACAAGACAAGAUAGGCGUCUUUGUAAGCAUUGUGAGCACAAAAAUCCCCUUUAAAGGGACUGGAAAGGAGUACAUUGGAGAUGAUAUCACUGAGAUUGCUACUGCUGUCAAGUAUGCCAUUCAGCAAUGCUGCAUCCAGCUAAAAUCCAAAAUUAUGAAGAAAAUGCAGGCUCGGGAGCAACAGGAGCGGAAACGAAAUUUAAGCAAGUAUAUUCCUGAUGCUUCAGGCGCUGUAUAUGAUGUUUUGAGAGAAAUGGCGCAGUUACAUGCAUCAAAGAGGAAAUGUUUUGAGGAAGAGGAUGCUGAUAUACUUGAAAAAGUAUCAGCACGUUUGAUUACAAAAGACACGCUCACUGAAAAGCUUGCUCAGCAUGUUGAAAAGGUGGACUACGAAAUGGCAUUGGAGUAUGCUACACAAAGUGGAGUGAGUGAGGAACCAAGAGAAGAUAUAUAUAUCCAAACGCUUGAAUCUGAAAACAAAUUCAUCGACUUCCAUAGUCCCAUCUUUGUUUUCAGACUCAUCUCUUAGGAAUUUAGGGAUAUUCUUUGAUUACCUUCUACAUCUGCAUCAACAUAGAUGGAAGACUGUUGUUACACAGGUCAUUUCAUUAUUUAACUUGUUUGUGAUAAAAGGAAAUUAGAUGUCGAUUGUGAUUUGUAUGAAUGAUUUUUUUUUCUUCCCAAAUACUGGUGAUGUAUUGUAUUGUAUUGUAAAUCAUCUAGAAGAAGCUGUGUACAUGCAGAGCAGCUUCUUUGUUUACACGUUCUGGUGGAUCAGUGUGAAAUUUGAUGACCAUAUUAUAAAUUCAUAAAGAGAAAAGGAUAGGGUUCAGUUUGAUUUUA
Messenger RNA from Manihot esculenta (cassava), 2636 nucleotides. Its product is annotated as DNA topoisomerase 6 subunit B. Gene Ontology annotation, biological process: DNA topological change. The transcript is spliced from 19 exons. NCBI's taxonomy places the organism in Eukaryota, Viridiplantae, Streptophyta, Magnoliopsida, Malpighiales, Euphorbiaceae. Gene Ontology annotation, molecular function: DNA topoisomerase type II (double strand cut, ATP-hydrolyzing) activity; DNA binding; ATP binding. Bases 577 to 2322 code for a protein of 581 amino acids. The record is from RefSeq and is a predicted model, not a curated record. Gene Ontology annotation, cellular component: small ribosomal subunit; cytosol.